Clarias gariepinus (North African catfish) is the source of this 6401-nucleotide messenger RNA. It is a transcript of the gene nckap5l, whose product is annotated as NCK-associated protein 5-like. The record is from RefSeq and is a predicted model, not a curated record. The coding region runs from base 201 to 4640 and encodes 1479 amino acids. The transcript has 12 exons. Lineage: Eukaryota; Metazoa; Chordata; Actinopteri; Siluriformes; Clariidae. Gene Ontology annotation, cellular component: microtubule plus-end. Gene Ontology annotation, biological process: microtubule depolymerization; microtubule bundle formation.
GGAACUACUGCAACCAGCCAGCCAGGAGACGCUCGUUCAGGUCUCAGGAUGAGGGAGAGGCACGUGUAGGGAAGGUUUAUAGAGGGCUGUGUCUGAUAUGACGUCUCAAGGGCGUGAGAGACGCGUGUAUUCUGUUUCUCAUUCUCAUUUGUCCCACCUGGCUUGUUUUUAGGAUGAGCUGACUAUAUGUGCAGGUAAACAUGAUGUCCGAGGAAACCCAAAACCGAGAGCUUGAGGAGGACCUGGAGUCAGAAGAGGGUGAUCUGGAGUCCUAUUUGGAGGAGGAGAGCAGCAGCGAGCUCCUAGAGCGUGUCCGGGAGCUUCAAGCUGAGAACUCGGCUCUUUCCCUCGCCAACGAGAGUCAAAGAGAAGCUUAUGAAAGAUGCCUGGAUGAAGUAGCCAAUCAUGUCGUCCAGGCCUUACUCAACCAAAAGGAUCUUCGGGAGGAGUGCAUAAAGUUGAAAAUGCGAGUGUUUGAUUUGGAGAGGCAGAACAGAACACUGUGUGAACUCCUCCAGGAGAAACUGCACAAUCAGUCAUGUGUACAUCAGCAGACUGGGUCCUGCUUGGAACACAUUUCUGAACUACCGCACACUGAUUCAAACAAACAGAUUGAAACUCAGAGGAAUGCACAGUCCAAGGGAAAUGGAGAGUGUGCACAAACUUGCUUUCCUGAAACCCAAAGCUCCACCACCUCCAUGGACGCCUUAUCUCCUUUUCUGAAAAAGAAAGCACACAUUUUGGAAGUCCUGCGUAAGCUAGAGGAGACGGAUCCUUUACGCUACCAUCGUUCCCCCGGCAUCUCCUCCCUCUGUGAAUACAGCCAAGCUCUGGUCUCUAAGGAUGCUGUAUUGGCUUGUAGAGACAACUCGCCCAGGUGCAAUGUGACUAAAACACAUUGUCCUCAUUCUUGUACAGACGUUUGUAUUUGUAUCAAUGGAGCAGAGCACAAUAGUGUGAAGUGCGGAAGCUGCAACACAUGCCUGAUUCUUUCCAAUAAGGACUCGAUCAGCCUUGCCAACAGUAGCCGUAAUUGCUGCACUUCAAAUGCCAUUACGAUUGACAACCUCAACCUGGCUCCGCCCGAGUUUCAUAAGAACCAGGACUUGCAAAGCCAUGUGAGCCAUGUGAAGAAUGCUACGGGUACUAGUGAACUCUUAGUAAUCAGGAAGUCUGCCGAUUUGUCUGUACUUCAGCUGGAAAAAGGUCUUGAGCCAUCAAAUGAACUUUUAUCAGGAGAAGCCCCUGACUCUUACUCUAACAUGGCUGCACCUGAAAGAGACCGUAACAUAGUCCCUGAUCAUGCACCAGCUAAUGCCCUUGCACUGUCAGAGAAAGAGACUAAAGAUAAAAAUAGAAUAUCCGAUGUUUUAUUGAGCUCCCAAUUAUCAAAAAGUGGGUACACCACCAGUGAACAGAUUAGUCAUGAGAGUACAAAUGACACAAGUACUCUGGAAACAGACUUUAAGCACUUAAAAACUGUUUCAUCACAGAAGCUUGAAAAAGUCACAGAUAGUGAAGAAUUUCUGCAGAAAGGUAACACUGAGCCAGUCAAUUCCAAGUUACCUACACUUGGUCUGAAGGACAGUCUGCCAGACACAUUUAGUGAGGUAGAAAGUAUCGAACCUGUGCAUAAAGGGCUGCUGUUUUCUCCAAAUGAGAACCACACAGCAUCAAGAGUACUAGAUGACAUAUGUGUCCCUGUGAAGGACAGCACAGCACAAGACCUUCAAGCUGAUGGAUCUAAACUUGUUAGCCCCAACCAGGUUUGUAUUAGAGAAGUCAAGUCCUCCCCUUCAAAGUUGCUCAAGUUUCUCAAGAUCCCCACCAUUGGGGAGCGCGCUCCAGUAGCCAAUCCUCCCCGGCUAAGCCCUCAACUAUCACGCAGCUCAAAAAUCCCUUGUCGCAGUAACAACUACGAGGUGCAACAUUCACCUGUUACUGCUCGCAAAGCAACCACAGCAGAAAGGCAAAAACAGCCAGCCUGUUCCAAAUCUGAGCCCUUUUCAUCCACACAUUCUGCUCCAACCUCUCCACCCCUGUCUGAUGAUCCACCUCCAGUGGUGCCAAAAGAACUUAACUGUGGCAUACCUAAAAACAGUCGAGGAGGAAAACCUAUACAAAAUGCCCCCUCACAAAGGACACCGCAGAAAAUACCACACUAUGAAAAUAUUCCUGAUGUCUCUAAUACUAGUGCUUCAGACAUAUCCCAGGUUCUUGGAGAGGUGAGCUCUGCUCUUCGGUAUGCAAGCUCUAACACAGAAAAAGUUAAAGGAAAGAUAGGAAGCCUAGGUUUAGAAAGGCCCACAAGUUUUAAAUCUCAAAAGGACACUUCACUCGGCUCUGACUUCUCAGACCAAGAAGAGAGCCCAGACAGCCCGGUAUGGCAUAAGCAAGCCAACCAUCGCAGUUUGCCUAGUCAGUCUUCUUCACAGAAGUCACAGAUAAGUGGUAUGAGGUCCAGAAGCCAAGAAAAAAAUGAGUUGGUUAAAGACCAAGUACAAAGUGCAGGCUCACCCAUUAAAAAGAAUGAUCCACCACCCAUUCCCAAGAAGACAGGCGUGGGCAGACACUCAGGUGAAUCCAGCCAUUCCUUUAAAGAAAGACUAGCUGCACUUGGCAAGCUAAGGAACACAGAAGAACCAGUUUGCUCACUGGUGACUGAGAAAAAAGAAAUUCCUUCACGAACCAGCGACAAAAGCAAAACUGCUGAAUAUAAAACUGAAGAAAGUAAACUUUUAAAAAGUACAGAUUCUGUUGAAGAAAAAUCAUACGUUUCAGGUCAUAUGGAUGGGGCUGUCUCAAAGCUUUCUGACCCAGGCACCAAAUCAAUACCCAUAAGCUCUACAAUCUCUAAGCUGGAAAGUGAAUCAUCUAGAACAUCCCCUGCGAAACCAGAAAGCCCUAAAUCCAAAAUGCCUGCACUAUCUCCCAACUUAGAAGCUGCACAAGCUUUGCGUAGUUAUGCUAAAAGUGCAACACCACAAAGUCUUUCAUACAGCGGGAAAAACCUUUCCAGUCCCCACAGUAGCAGCCCUAACAGGAUACCUCUAAAAUCUCCCACUAAAACUGUACCACCAUCUUUGAAUCGAGAUGCGAAACCAAACCUGGAGGUUCCACGAUAUUUGUCAAAAUCUGAAGACAGAAACCAAUCCCGCGCCAGUAAGAAGAAAAAUUCAUUUGGAGAGAGCCUUCCUCCUCCACCUCCAAGGCCUGCGGAGUCGGUCGAAGAGAAGAGACACUCGGCACCAAGCCCUCAGUCCUCGAUUGAGCAAAAGGUCAUGAAGGGCAUUGAGGAAAACAUGCUGAAGCUUCAAGAACAGGACAAGAGUCAAGUGCCUGAAGUGAAACAGAAGGCUUCCAGUGGUAUUGCCAACUGGUUUGGCUUGCGUAAAAGUAAGCUGCCAGCUCUUAAUCGGAAACCUGAGGCUUCAAAAGGCAAAGAUGAUAAGAGAGAAUGGAAACUCAAUAUAUCCUCAGGGGGAAAGGAUUCUAAAGUGGCUACUAAAAAGCCAGAGACUGAGAGCUUGAACAUAUCCAUGUUAAUGGAAAAAGCGGAGGGGCUACACAAAGCCCUGGAAGAGGAGCGUGCUUAUGUGAAUGGUGUUGCUAUGGACCGACAAGGAAAGGGGCAUUCCUGUGAGGUGGUGAUGGACCAAGCUCAGGGGCAGAUGUCUUUAAUGUACAGGGGUGUGCCAUCAGACAGCUUCAUGCAGCAGCUGCUUAACCGGGUGGAUGGAAAAGAUGUUGGAGGUAUCGGUGCGGCUCAUCGACGCUUAUCAUUUGAUUGUAAAACCAGGCCUGUUUUUAGCCAUCACAGCAAAAGUGCCGUUUGUCAGACCAGAAGUAGUGAUGACAUGGAAAAGGCUGCGUCUUUAAUGACCAAAGUGGACGGUGUCUCAGAUGAGAACCUGGCUGACUCAAUUCACCACGAGCACUUUGCAGGCUCUGGAAUUUCCACACACACCCUGGACAGUGGUAUUGGCACAUUUCCUCUUCCUGACUACAGUAUGAACGCUGGAUGUAAAAGUAUCCCCAAAGGGAAGGCCCAAGGGGAGACCGAUCCUUCCUUUCCUCAGGGAAGACAUGGCUCAGGGAUUAAAAUACCCCACAAGGCCUGGACUCUGGAAAGAGAGCUGUCAUCUUUAGAGGAAGAUUACAUCAUGGGACAGGAAAUCGAUAGCACCCCACUGGAGGGCAAGCUUGCACCCAAUCAAGUUGCCAACACGGGUCAAGAAGGUGCUGAUGUCUGUGGCAGACCUGUAAGAUCUGGUUCCACAAAGAACUGGACAUUCCCCAACCUCAAAGCAUCAACAGAGCCGUCCGAUGUUUAUCUUGGAGUGGAGGAGGCCUUAGAUUCAGUGAACCAGAAGAGCUCAUUUAGGAGGCGCUCAAAGACUACCGAUGCCCCAUUCAGGCGUGACUGCGAACCCAGAAGCCUCCCACAGCCGACUCAGGUGCGCCGAGGCAAGGCACGUGCUCCUGUCAACCCAGACCUUGGAAGAGAUUCUGGGUUAGAACUGGUGAGAGAGAGGCCCGACGACACACUUUCCCCUGGCCACCCCCAGGUCCUAGAGACCCCCGAGUCCCUUAGCGACUCUCUCUAUGAUAGCCUGUCCUCCUGCGGAAGCCAAGGCUGAGAGGGAGCACCGGUAGCUGAGUGGAUGGGACCGUCAGGUACCAACAUUUUCUACACCUUAACGCUGGUUAUAUCGGGCAGCAUUUGUUCUUAAAAAAGUAAAAACUUUCAAGACAACACGCUUUUCGGCACCAGAAGACGCCCACUAUGUGUUCCUUCAAGAAAUCACCUUUUUAUCCGAGAGUUUCUACUGGAUAACAGCCGGCAAAUUGUGGACGCGUGUGUGGUGGGUUUAAAGGAUUCACCAAGUUUCCACGUUUUUAAACCAGUCUUACACAACAUUCAUACUGAUUCAGGUAGUAGCAGAGUAGACAUGUCGCCUUUGUGUCAUUGAAUUGUUUGUAAUCUUUGGACACUCGAAACCAUUAAGUCUUCCAUUUAAAAAAAAGAAAAAAAAGAAGAAGAAAUCUGAGAACGUUUUGGAAAUUGUCUCUACAUGUACAUCAGUGCACAUCAUUCGUUGACAUAACAUAGUUGUGUAAAGUUAUUGCAAAGUGAACCGUGUAUAUGUAUGUGAUUUUUUUUUUUUUUUAAUGUUUAUAAUUUAAUAUACAUAUUUUAUGUAAGGAAAAAGGUUCUUUUGUGUACAAUUUGAAUCAGACACUGACUUCCAUUGAGUCCAUUAUGUGUUAGGUGUCAAAAACUUGUAGCAAUAAUAAAAGUACUAUCCGUGUGUGAUAGCGCUACAGUGUUUUACAGUGAAUUUUACUUUGCAAGUAUUUAUUAAUUUUUUUUUCUUUCAAGAGUGUGGUAAGACAAGACCACAGUAUGCUGGUUACUUUUUGUAGCAUUCGUCAUUCAAUUUUUUUUGUGUGUGUCCGGCUGUUUGUUUUUCACUAUGAAGUCCUGAAUCGGGCAUUUCACUUUAAUAUAUACACUAUAUCUUGGAUAUAUUAUGUUGGAUACAUAAAUUGAUCAGGUUAUUUAACAGGUCAAGAUCAUUCUUAUCGAAUGGUCUCGGCCCUAGUCUUUAGUUUCCAAAACACCCUUUACGUUGAAUUUGUUUCUACAGAAUCAGUGUUCUUUUUUUAAGUGAAUUACCCUGUGAUGUUGUCUUGGCAAAUGACCUUGUCCUGUAUCGUACAUGUUUGCUCCAUAUUUCCUACUUUACCACACACCACCAUAAACAGAGCAUUCUGACACCUUGUGUGGACAUGGCACAAAUUAGAAACACACUGUACCAUUUCUGACAGGUUGUGUAAACAUCAUAAUGACCUCCUUUUCAAAUGCUGACAUUUCCAGUCUAAUGAAGUCAGCUCUGUCUGUUCCUUUUGACACUAAAUUUAAUGAGUGAUUUAGAGCGUUGCAAAAACCACAUAAUUUUCAUUGUAAAGGAAUCCUUAGUGAAAUGCUCCAUGACAAAUUAUGAUCAGGUCCUUAAAAUUAUUGAAUUAAACAAAAACACAAAACUACUUCUCAAACACUAUAGAGAGAUUACGUUACCAAUCAUUCUCCUUUUGUUCCUUUUUGUUCAAAUUUGUGUUCUCAUGUAAUCAACUCCUGUGCUCCUUGUAGGAUUUAUUCCAUUUCUUUUCAACAGUUUUUGUUGUAAUGUUCAGGACUAUUUUAUAUUAGUUUGCUAUGUUUACAAAAGAAUUUAUGACGAAGCUGUUAAUAUAUCUGUAAACUUUUUAUAUUAAGGUGCUAUCGGAUGUUUUUUCCACUCAUCUCUGCAAAAGCCAUAAACCUGUUUUUGCAUAAUCAUCUUUUUAAGCAAUCGCCAUCACUCAUGCAAUUAAAUAAAAUGUUUUUAUGCAGUUUG